This is a messenger RNA of Tachyglossus aculeatus (Australian echidna), 1986 nucleotides long. It is a transcript of the gene GLT8D2, whose product is annotated as glycosyltransferase 8 domain containing 2. Gene Ontology annotation, cellular component: Golgi apparatus. Gene Ontology annotation, molecular function: glycosyltransferase activity. The record is from RefSeq and is a predicted model, not a curated record. The coding region runs from base 377 to 1426 and encodes 349 amino acids. Lineage: Eukaryota; Metazoa; Chordata; Mammalia; Monotremata; Tachyglossidae. The transcript has 10 exons.
AGGAAGCUUGGCAGAACAAGUCUGGAUCACGCAGCACAUCUGGAAACAGUUUAUGAGACUGCCUGACUUUGCCAGUGCAACGGCUGAAUCCCAAGCAGCUCCACAGACGUGGAAAGAGGAAACCAGAGCCACUCCAAAGGAGACUUGAAGGGGGCCGAAAAAGGAAUUCCCCUUUGGAAAGACGAUAUUGAUUCUGUGGGGCUCUUGCCCAUGGGCUUUCCGAGGGGAUUCAUGGACUAAGCAGCUGUAGCAUGAAGGGCAGCAGAUUGGGGACUACAAGGAAGUAAAUACUCUCAGCCUGCAGCACUUCAGAAAAGAGAAAUACCAAAUAUUGCCUGGCAUUUUCAAGAUUCCAGUUUUUUAACUAAACGAACACAUGGCUCUGUUGCGAAAAAUUAAUCAGAUUUUGCUAUUGCUUCUUGUUCUGAGCCUCUGCAUGAUUCUGUAUAAUAAAGUUCGUAAGGGAUCAACUCUGAAGAAUGAAACAGAUAAUUCUGAGAGUCCAGAGGAAUUGGAAGAAGAAAUUCCUGUGGUGAUAUGUGCAGCUUCAGGGAGAAUGGGAGCAGCAAUGGCCGCCAUAAACAGCAUCUACAGCAACACAGAUGCCAACGUGUUAUUCUAUGUGAUCGGGAUCAAAAAUACUCUGCCACGAAUCAGAAAAUGGAUUGAGAACUCCAAACUGAGAGAAAUAAAGUUUAAAAUUGUGGAAUUUAACCCGCUGGUGCUCAAAGGGAAAAUCAGACCUGCUGCAUUACGUCCUGAACUACUUCAUCCUCUGAACUUUGUCCGAUUUUAUCUUCCCCUGCUUAUCCAAAAACAUGAGAAAGUCAUAUAUUUGGAUGAUGAUGUCAUUGUGCAAGGUGAUAUCCAAGAACUGUAUGAUACAAAGUUGACCCUGGGCCACGCAGCAGCUUUCUCAGAUGAUUGUGAUUUGCCUUCGACCCACGAGAUGGUUAGAAGUGUAGGAAUGCAGAACACCUAUAUGGGCUACCUGGACUUCAGAAAGAAAACAGUUAAGGAUCUUGGAAUCAGCCCCAGCACCUGCUCCUUUAAUCCUGGUGUGAUUGUUGCUAAUAUGACAGAGUGGAAGCAUCAGCGCAUUACAAAGCAACUGGAGAAAUGGAUGCAAAAAAAUGUGGAGGAAAACCUCUAUAGCAGCUCCCUGGGAGGAGGGGUAGCCACUUCACCAAUGCUUAUAGUAUUUCAUGGAAAAUACUCUAGCAUCAAUCCAAUGUGGCACAUUCGACACUUAGGCUGGAGCACAGAAACCAGAUACUCUGAACAUUUUCUUCAAGAAGCUAAAUUACUUCACUGGAAUGGAAGACAUAAACCAUGGGACUCACCUAGUGUUCAUACCAACCUGUGGGAAAGCUGGUACAUUCCUGAUCCGUCAGGGAAAUUUAAACUCAAUCGCCAUGAGAGCUGAUACUGAAAUACCUUUCAAUAUUCACUUAAAAUAUUAGUUCGGAGCAGGCUCGUAAGUGAAUUUUUCUACAUUCUGGUUUGACAAAUGAUAGAUAAUUCAUCUGGAUAAAAAUACAGCUAUUGUGCGCAUUGUACUACAUAGUAAUUCAUUUAUGGCCUUAUCCCCAGCCACAGAGUUAUUCAGCGCUUAAAACAGUGCUUUGCACAUAGUAAGCGCUUAACAAAUACCAUCAUUAUUAUUAUUAUUAUUUUGUGGAAACAAGUAUCCUCAUUAAGUUCAUUAGUUGCACUCUGAAAGGGAAACUUUGGAAAAAUUAGAUUAGAGAACAAAUAUUUCAACAGCCUAGAGGUUUUCUUUCUAGUUUGUCUCUAGUCAUUUGCAGACCUAUUACUUUCAAAAUAUCGAUAGUUAAUGGCAUUUCUUCAAAUCCUAUAUGCAGUGCAAUUUAGAACAUUUUAAAUAGUGGAAGACGUUUGCUGGCUAAUUACUCAAAAUGGAGUGAGCACGGGAAGAGAAACAAAGAAAAUAUGCCAAUAGUUAACACUGAAGGAAGAGACGUC